Messenger RNA from Osmerus eperlanus (European smelt), 797 nucleotides. RefSeq lists its product as uncharacterized. Lineage: Eukaryota; Metazoa; Chordata; Actinopteri; Osmeriformes; Osmeridae. The transcript has 4 exons. The coding region runs from base 176 to 481 and encodes 101 amino acids. Gene Ontology annotation, molecular function: calcium ion binding. The record is from RefSeq and is a predicted model, not a curated record.
UUCUGUGGUUGCCAGAGCAAAAGAGUAUUCCAGGAAGUGGAGGUGGUUAUAUAGCACACUGGCCCUCUGCACCUUUUCACUUUGUUUAACUUCAGAUCACAGAGCCUCACCUCUCUCCUCACCUGAUACAGGCCUGAUUCAGUAAGAAACAUCCCUUGCCAAAAAGUGUGUAAGGAUGCAUGUUCAGCACCUGGGAGCAGCAUUGGCCCUCCUCUGCCUGCUUCCUGUGAUUCAGACGGAGACCUCCAGUCUCCAGGACCCUCGGUUCAGAGCAUUGUUCCUCAGCUACAGUUCAGAUGGAACGUACCUCUACAGAGAGCAGCUUCAGGAGCUCCUGUCAAGCAAGUUCGAUGAGAUCCAGGAUCUGAAUGAUCAGCUGCUGGUGGAGUUGAUGGUCUUUGCCGACUCUAAUCAGGAUGGUCGUCUGGACGUGGAUGAGUUCAUCACACUGGCCAAGUACAUCACCAAGAACCGCCCCUAGUAGGGUCAACCUGGGUCAACCAGGGUCUAGUGAGCCUGUCAACAUACAGGACCGGACAUACUAUACAUUAAAAGAAAUGCUCGUGGAUAUAAUAGAGGUUUUCUUCUAUCUUGUUUCAAAUCUGUAACCAUAAAACAUUUAACAAAAAGGAUCUACUUUGAAAAUGUGUAAUACUGCUACACACAUGAAAGCUGUGUUUGUCGUGUGGAUUUCUGUCCUCAGAAAACAGAUUUUGUUGCCGGCUUCAUGUGUUGUGUGGUGAGACAUAAACCUGUAAAUGUGCACACAAUGCAGAAUGUUCCAUUUGCCUCUGAAA